Prunus dulcis (almond) is the source of this 1554-nucleotide messenger RNA. Its product is annotated as cytochrome P450 98A2-like. Bases 1 to 1554 code for a protein of 517 amino acids. The transcript has a single exon. The record is from RefSeq and is a predicted model, not a curated record. Gene Ontology annotation, molecular function: heme binding; iron ion binding; monooxygenase activity. NCBI's taxonomy places the organism in Eukaryota, Viridiplantae, Streptophyta, Magnoliopsida, Rosales, Rosaceae.
AUGCAAUCUCAAGUACCCUUUUCUACAACGGAUCUCUUUCUAUUGCCCAUCUCAACAAUUCUCAUCUUCCUAGCUUGCAAACUCCACAACCGUCUAAGAUUUAAGCUUCCUCCAGGACCCUACCCAUGGCCUAUCAUUGGGAACCUUUACAACCUGGGAGCCGUUAGAUCUCGGUGUUUUUUUGAGUUGUCACAAGUUUAUGGUCCAAUCGUAUCGGUGUGGUUGGGCUCAAGUUUGCACAUAGUAGUUUCAAACCCUGAAUUGGCAAAGCAAGUGCUCAAAGACAAUGAUGAGCAGUUAGCACAUAGGCACAGGACUUGGUCUAGUUCUAGGAUCACAAAAAAUGGUAAGGACCUUAUAUGGGCAGAUUAUGGUCCUCACUACAUAAAGCUUCGGAAGAUAUGUAUGCUUGAACUUUUAUCUCCUAAGAGUCUUGAGACUUUUAGACACGUUAGAGAAGAUGAAGUUAGAGCCAUGAUAGAGUCCAUUUUCAAAGAUUGUAGCAAGUCCCAAGAUUAUAGAAAAUGUUUAGUGGUCAGAAAAUACUUGAGAUCAGUGGCAUUCAACAUUAUCACAAUGCUAUUGUUUGGAAAGCGGUUUGAGAAUGAAGUGGGUGAGCUAAACCAGCAAGGGUUGGAAAUUGUGGCAAUUCUGGCUAAUGAAAGAAAGCUUGGUGCAUAUCUACCUAUUUUUGAAGAGAAUUGGUGGCUCAGAUGGGUUUUGUGGUUUCAAAGUACUGCAAUUUCCAGACAUUUGGCAAGGAAAGAGAAAUUCACACAAGCAAUCAAGGAGGAGCAUAUGCUUGAGAGUAAGUCCAACGGCGUUGGUGGUGUCAAGCAGCAUUUUUUGGGUGCAUUGCUUGGUGAUCAAGAAAAAUACGAACUCACUGAGGAUAGUGUUGAAGGAUUACUUUGGGAUAUGAUCACUGCAGGCACGGACACAAUUGCUAUCUCAGCUGAAUGGGCCUUGGCGCAGUUGAUCAAGAACCCGAGGGUGCAACGAAAGUCCCAAGAGGAGCUUGAUCGCGUAAUUGGGCUGGACCGCACGAUGACAGAAUCCGAUAUUUCAAGCCUUCCUUACCUAAAAUGUGUAGCCAAGGAGGCACUGAGGCUGCACCCUCCAACCCCACUAAUGCUACCUCACAAGGCCAAUGCCAGAGUCAAGAUUGGUGGGUAUGAUAUCCCUAAGGGAACCACUGUUCAUGUAAAUGUUUGGGCCAUAGGGCGUGAUCCGAAAGCGUGGCCCAACCCGGUUGAUUUUCGACCCGAAAGGUUCAUUGAAGAAGACAUUGAUGCAAAGCGUCAUAAUUUUCAGCUUCUACCAUUUGGUGCAGGAAGGCGUGUGUGCCCAGCAGUACAACUAGGCACCAAUUUGGUCACCUACAUGCUGGGGCAACUUUUGCAUAGCUUUUGUUGGACAUUGCCUGAAGGGAUCCAGCCCAAGGAUAUUGACACGUCAGAGGGCCCAGGAUUAGUGAGCUAUAUGCAGACCCCUCUACAAGGGGUCCCAAAUUUGAGAUUGCCACCACACUUGUACAAGCAGUCCCAAGAUUGA